Messenger RNA from Phyllostomus discolor (pale spear-nosed bat), 916 nucleotides. RefSeq names its product nucleophosmin/nucleoplasmin 3 (gene NPM3). The transcript is spliced from 6 exons. The coding region runs from base 38 to 571 and encodes 177 amino acids. Gene Ontology annotation, molecular function: chromatin binding; RNA binding; histone binding. NCBI's taxonomy places the organism in Eukaryota, Metazoa, Chordata, Mammalia, Chiroptera, Phyllostomidae. Gene Ontology annotation, cellular component: nucleolus; cytoplasm; nucleoplasm. The record is from RefSeq and is a predicted model, not a curated record. Gene Ontology annotation, biological process: chromatin remodeling.
CGUGUCGGGGGCGGGGUUCCCGAGCGGCCCUUGCAUCAUGGCCGCCGGCGCCGCCGCUGCUUUAGCAUUUUUGAGUCAGGAGAGCCGAACCCGGGCCGGGGGUGUCUGUGGGCUGCGGUCCCCGGCUCCGGUCACUAUGGAUAGUUUUUUCUUCGGAUGCGAGCUCUCCGGCCAAACCCGCUCUUUCACCUUCAAGGUGGCGGAAGAGGAUGAUGCAGAGCACGUGCUGGCUUUGACCAUGCUCUGCCUCACCGAGGGGGCCAAAGAUGAGUGUAACGUGGUAGAAGUUGUGGCCCGGAGCCAUGACCGCCAGGAGAUUGCAGUCCCUGUGGCCAACCUCAAGUUGUCCUGCCAACCCAUGCUCAGUUUGGAUGACUUCCAGCUCCAACCUCCUGUAACCUUCCGCCUGAAGUCAGGUUCGGGUCCUGUGCGGAUCACUGGGCGCCACCAGAUUGUUACUGUAAGCAGUGAUGUUUCUGAGGAAGAAGAGAGUGAAGAGGAGGGGAGUGAAGAGGAGGAAGCCGAGUUGUGCCCCAUCCUUCCUGCCAAGAAGCAGAGGGGCAGGCCCUAGCCCUCCUUGGUGAGUGGUUAGCUGCCUGCCGUGCACCCCAUGCAUCCUGUUGCUGUGCAAGAAUUUUAAGUGUCUUCAUUGAAGAGGAAGGGUGGGGUGGGAGGUCUUGGGCUGGUGCUAGGAGAAAGGGGUUCCCAUUCUUCACAGGACGAUGGUGUUCUAAUUCUACACCGUACUGGAGGCUUCUCUUUUCUCCAGGAGUGGGAGGACCUCUGACCUGUCCUGACCCUCUCUCCACACUUGUCUUUGAGGUUGGAGGUCAGCAUCUAAAGCUCAGGACUAAACAUUUUAAGCAGUUUUUACAUUUUGGACAAACAGCGAAAUAAAGUGUAGCGUUUUUUGUUU